AUGAGCAGUUUAAUAUCCUGCGUCGCGUGGGUGAAACGUGGCGUCUCUGCCCAACAUCCAAACAAAUACGUACUGGACGACAAAGAGCUCGAGCGCGUGGCAGAGCUCGCACAUAUUGAACUCGAAGAUGCGCGUACGGAGCUCAUGCGGGCGCACGCGGCCGCGCAGUCUAUGGGUCAGGAGCCGGAGACGGAUAAUGUGGAGGAAGGGGAUGAGGACAGUGAGAGUGGAUGGGUAGACGAGGACGACGACGUGCCAAUGGACGAGGACGGCGCGGCUCCACAAAAGGGCAAGAAAUCCAAGGGCGAUCUUUCCGAGUAUAACUUGGACCACUACGAUGAGGAAGAGGAUGCCGCAGGCCAGUUGGGACCGUUCAGUAGUCGAAAAGGACUAACAUUCUACCGUGAUAACAAUGAGGAUCCCUACAUCACGUUGAAAGAGGAUGAAGAGGAUGACGAGCGUGAAGAUCUUGAAGUCCUGCCCUCCGACAACAUGCUCGCCACAGCGAAAACUGAAGACGACGUCUCGCAACUGGAAGUCUACGUCUACGACGACUCUUCAGAAAACCUCUACGUCCACCAUGACUUGAUGCUCCCCAACUUCCCCCUUUGCCUCGAAUGGCUCGACUUCCCUCCACUCACCGCUUCUUCUUCAUCUACUGCACCUCCCUCCGACGCAAUGGACGAAGAUGCGCCUGCGCCUCGGCAAUUUGGCAACUACAUCGCCGUCGGCACGAUGGACCCUGAGAUUGAGAUCUGGUCUUUGGACGUCGUAGAAGCGAUUUACCCCGACGCUGUUCUUGGUCGACCGGACAAAACUGCCGCACACGUUCCUGUACCCGCCGGCACAGGCAAGAAGAAAAAGAAGAAAGCGAAGCACCGGGCAGUCGAAGCGGCGCACCACGUCGACGCGGUUCUCGGUCUAUCGUGGAAUAAGACCGCGAGACAGUUGUUGGCGAGUGCCAGUGCGGAUCGGACUGUCAAGUUGUGGGACUUGACGAGGGCCGGAGAAGCGAUCCGGAGUUACGACAGCCAUAAGGACAAGGUGCAAGCAGUGCAGUGGAACGGUCCACAAGAUCCUACGACACUCUUGACGGGCUCCUAUGAUCGGACUGUACGCGUCUUUGACUCAAGGACGGCUGAGGCACAGAAGGGAGCUACACUUGGUGCAGAUGUCGAAGCUGUGAGGUGGGAUCCGCAUGAUAUAUACGGCUUCUACGUCUCCUUGGAAAACGGCAUCGUCCUCAACUUCGACACCCGCACCCUCGCGAACGACCUUUCGAUCACCCAACCACCCCGCUUCACACUCGCCGCACAUGAUGGCGCUGCCUCAGCAUUGGACGUCAACCCGCACAUACCCGGGUGCAUCGUGACGGGCGGUACGGACAAGAUGGUCAAGGUCUGGAACGUCGCUGGUCUCGACAACGGCGGAAAGCGCGAAGUUAGCCUUGUCACCAGCCGGGAUCUCGGCGUGGGAAAGGUCUUCUCAGCGUCUUUCUCGCCCGACGACCCGCUUACACUCGCAGCCGCCGGCUCAAAAGCGCGCCUGCAAAUCUGGGACGUCGGCGCCAAUGCCGGCGCGCGCAAAGCGUUUGCGCCGAAACUCUCGGCCUUGGGACGGGCGUUGAGGGAGCGAAGCGGCGCGGGUGUUGUUGGUGUUGUUGAUGAUGCCGAGAGUAGUGAUGGCGAGGGCGGGGAUGACGAGUAG
Molecule: messenger RNA, 1707 nt
Organism: Peniophora sp. CBMAI 1063
Lineage: Eukaryota; Fungi; Basidiomycota; Agaricomycetes; Russulales; Peniophoraceae
Source: the annotation of a GenBank genome assembly